Molecule: messenger RNA, 3447 nt
Organism: Bursaphelenchus xylophilus (pine wood nematode)
Lineage: Eukaryota; Metazoa; Nematoda; Chromadorea; Rhabditida; Aphelenchoididae
Source: the annotation of a GenBank genome assembly
AUGGAGUCCACCGAGCCUUUCGGAGCUCAUGAAGAGGUAUGUCACGAGUUUUAUUCAUAUUUCAAAUCGAUUCUUCCAUAAUUUCGAAGUGUCUGUUUUGUUUUUAGUAUUACUUGUGAUGCCGAUAUCAAGUGCAAACUUGAGUGAGUAAAGGUUUAUUGAUUUUCAGACCACGUUUAUAAUUUGUGAGGUGCACGCAGAUGUCGUCAAUCCAAAUUCCGGGAAGUCCGGCAAAAUCAAUGGUGUCUUGUCGGUUGUGGAGAAGGUAAGAGUUGAAAUUUUUAUUCUUUUUUUGAGAUUUAGGUAUCUUCAACAAGAAACAAAUUAUAAAUUCCUUUUUUAUUGACUUGGCUAUUUGCAUUCAAAAUGAGGCAUUUUUUAUUUCCUAGACUUGGUAAACAAAUGGUUUCGAAACUUGAAUUGAUUGGGGAUCGUAAUUUAUAUUACUCAUCCAUCAGAUUGAAGUGUCAAAUAAGAAAAAAGUGGACUUUGUUGUUGUUUCGCCAAGUCAACGUUGAGUUGUCUAUUUUUAGCCUCAUGGAAUCUACAUCGAAUGGAAACCUGCUGAGAUUCCUGCUCCGGAAGAUGACAUCGACCAGAGUUGGGUGAUUGAAGGCAGGAAUAGCAAUCCACCUUCUCCAUCCGGUCGUUCUUUGGGUUUGAGCUACAAUGCUCUGGUCUUUUCGACUGAUAUAAAGGAUCUUCGUUCUUUCAAGUUUGAAGAGCCAAGUCAAGGUGAGAUUUUUAUUGUUUCUUGUGAAUUUAGGUAUCAAAAAUAUUGGCAAUGAAAUGAAGGGAUCAAUAGAACAUGAAGAACACCAUAAACAUUUUGAGAUUAAUGCAAAUUUCCGCGAGUGUUGAUGUUGAAAUGUUAGGAACUAGGUCAACGACAGCUGUUGUCAAUAACAACAUGUCGCUCCAUAUUGAACAUGAUUUUUAUAGGAAAUCCGUGGGUCCAGUUUAUCUGCAAGGAUGGCUCCACUUCCCAUGUCCUGCACUUUGAGAUUGGAGGAUAUACCGAGUUCGUUGCGCACCUUCAAAAGUACAUUACACUAACCAGAAGUUCUAAGGAGAAGAAUCUGGUGGUCGUUGUUGAUCCACGAGCUGAUGCUUUGGAAAAAUCCGUCGGAAUGCUCAAUAUCGAUAGGGAUAUUGUCUCUGUAAGUAGGACCUUUGGUUUAUUGUUGGUUAGGAUGUCUGUUCUUUUUUUAUUUCGGGCUUGAUGGCCUUGGUAUGAGGUGAAAUUUUAUAUAUUUUAUAUUUUCAGCGAUUCAUUGCGAAUCCAUAUGCCACAUCCAUGACUGCUUUGAGCAAGGUCACUUCAUUCAUGGCGCCAUUACUCGAUCCCGAUGCAGUUAUCAGUGAGAAUCAAAUCAGAGCUCUACAUCAAUUUGAUCCAGCUCCGGAUGAGGUGAACAAGUUGAGGUGAGAAGACAACCUUUUAAUUAGAUUUGACUUUAAUUUUCUUUUGGGUCUUAUUAAAUUUUUUUGCUGCCUUAUUUAUUUUUUUUUGUAAUUUUUACUUAUUUUUUAACAGGAAAGUACUUCUAUGGGGUAUGGAGUUACAGGUCGAGAUAUAUCAAAAAAAUCGUAAAAUUUUCUGAUUCAGAAUAUGUAAAAGUUAGCUGCCUAAUUUUGGUUUGUCAGGGUGAAAAAGUCCUCAGAACUUUUCUCGCAACACCACACAAAUUUCCCUUUUUUAUAUUGCAACUACUAAUUAAAGUGUAGUAUUAAUCAAAUUUGAUAUUUUAAAGCUUGCCAAGAUGCCAGGGUUCACUUUAGCUCAAAACAAAGCCUUUGAUUCGUGAUGUUGCGUGAAAAGUUCUGAGGGUUUUUCCCCCUUACAAACCACAAUUAGGCAGCUAACCUUUACAUAUUCUGAAUCAGACAAAUUUUGCGAUUUUUUUGAUGUAUGACUCGACCUGUAACUCCAUACCCCAUUGAAGUACCCUCCUUGAAAGUUUAAUAUAAGUUCAUUUCUUCCAGAGUUCACAACGAAGCCGGCUUCGAACAUAUCUUCAAGCUCGAACUCCCCGAACGCCCUAAGAUCCCAUCCCGCGACGAUCCGCUGAGCCCACAGACCUUCGAACGCUUCAAAGCGUCGGACGGACGAAUCUUGGACGUCCACCAACUGAAAAGCCUCAUAUUUAGAGGAGGAGUGGAGCCAGAACUUAGGCCUGUAAUGUGGAAAUACCUACUGGAUUAUUGGAAGUGGGAUUUGAGUGUGGAAGAGAAUAAACAAAGAGCGGAGAAGCUGAAGGACGAUUAUUACAGGAUGAAAUUGCAAUGGAUGAGCAUCACCGAAGAUCAAGAGGCUCGGUUUGCGGAGUUUAGGGACCGGAAGGCUUUGAUUGGUAAGGGAAUUUGGGGUUUUUAAUUUAGUUUUUGUAUUUUUUUUAUAUUAUUUUAGGUGAAAACUUGAUAAAACUUUUUUUUGGGUGAUACACAUGUUUUUUUAGACAAAGAUGUGAACCGAACCGACCGUUCUCACCCAUUUUUCCGGAACAAGGAGAACCUCGCCCUCCUCAAGGACAUCCUCAUGACCUAUGUUAUGUAUGACUUCGAUCUGGGGUAUGUCCAAGGAAUGUCCGAUUACCUGUCCCCUCUGCUCGUUGUAAUGGAGAACGAAUAUGAUGCGUUUUGGACGUUCACUGGCCUCAUGAGACGUGUCCACAAGAACUUUGAAAUGGAUCAGCUCGCGAUUAAAAAACAAUUGGCCGACCUGAGAGCUCUUUUGGAGAUUGUAAAUCCAAAAUUGACCAAUUAUUUGGGUAAGAGCGCGGUUAUCUUACAAUUUUUAGACUUUUUUUGACGGUAUAAUCGAUUUUUGAACCUGAUAUUGAAGGUUUGUCUUUGUAGAAGGUCAUGAUUCGGACCACAUGUACUUCUGUUUCCGAUGGAUUUUGGUGGCUUUCAAGCGGGAAUUCGGCUUCGAUGAUAUCAUGAGAUUGUGGGAGGUGUUGUGGUCGGAUAUCCCCUGCAAGAACUUCCUCUUACUGAUAUGUGCCGCCAUUCUGGAUGGGGAAGAAAAUAUGAUAAUUGUUAAUAAAUUCGGUCUAACCGAGAUCUUGAAGGUAAGGAGAAAAUUUUGGGGGAUUAUAGGGGAUUUUAUGGAAAUUUUUUGAUUAAAGAUGGGCAUUGGAUACGAUUGCUAGACGUAUUUUAGAUUUUUAUGAAAUUUUGCGCUGAUUUUGGCUUUUAGAAGCAAUAAUUUCGGGAUUUGCUGAAUUUUUUUUCACUAUUUUUGUCAAGUAUAAUAUAAUGAUCUUUUGUUUUCAGCAUGUGAACAACAUGUCCAUGAAGCUGGACCUGAGCAAAGUCCUCCGCGACGCCGAAGCCACCUUCCAUCAGCUGGCCGCCGUCCAGGACAAACUCCCUCGCCACAUUUGCGAGAUCCUCGGCUUCGGCUUCGAUGACAGCGCUGGCCCCUCCAAAAGCGAGGACUAA